Molecule: messenger RNA, 2402 nt
Organism: Hippopotamus amphibius kiboko
Lineage: Eukaryota; Metazoa; Chordata; Mammalia; Artiodactyla; Hippopotamidae
Gene: ZNF30
Product: zinc finger protein 30
Exons: 5
Coding region: 172-2028 (618 amino acids)
Biological process (GO): regulation of DNA-templated transcription
Source: RefSeq, a predicted model, not a curated record
UGUGAUGGUUGGCGAGGCAGCGAGCUGCGGACUUCUAUAAAGAAAAAGUCAGCGCCCGGCCUCGAGGGAGAGCUCAGCAGACUCGGACCAGCACCACCGGCUCUAGAGUUUCUAGAGUUUGAACCUUUCUGGUAGAAGAACCCCAAGGAAAACUGAUCGGUUUCCAAAAGCAUGGCCCAUUUUCAGGGAUCAGUGACAUUCAGGGAUGUGGCCAUAGCCUUCUCUCACCAGGAGUGGGAGAGUCUGGAUUCUGCUCAGAAGGACUUGUACAGAGAUGUGAUGUUGGAGAACUAUAGGAACCUCAUCUCCCUGGGUCAUUCCCGUCCUAAACCACAUGUGAUCACCUUAUUGGAACAAUGGAAAGAGCCCUGGAUGAUGGUAAAGAAAGCUCCAAGAAGACAGUACACAGGUUUUCGGUUCAAGGAUGAGAUAAUCAGCUAUAAUGAAAUAUCCACCUAUGAAAAAUGUGCAUCUUUUGCUCUGCAUCAGAGAAAUCUUAAUAGAGAGAAACCAUAUGAAUGCCAGGAAUGUGAGAAGACUUUUUGUCAAGUCUCAAAGCAUGUUCAACAUGAGAAAAUAUGUCCUAGUGAAAAAACCUACCAGUGUAAAGAAUGUGGGGAGAACUUUAGAAACGGACAUCAGCUCACUGUACAUCAGAGGUUGCAUGUUGGUGAGAAAUCCUAUAAAUGCAAGAAAUGUGGGAAAGCCUUUAAUAGAGGCUCAGCCUUUGUUAAGCAUGAAAGAACUCAUACUGGUGAGAAACCAUAUGCGUGUGGGGAAUGUGGAAAAGCUUUUUAUAGUAGCUCAUACCUUGUUCAACAUCAAAGAACCCAUAAUGGUGAGAAACCCUACGAAUGUAAGGAAUGUGGGAAAGCUUUUAUAGUGUAUGGAAAGCUUAUUCGGCAUCAGAGUAUUCAUACUGGUGAAAAACCUUUUGUCUGUAAAGAAUGUGGAAAGGCCUUUAGUACCUUCUCCUACCUUGUUCAACAUCUGCGAAUUCAUACUGGCGAAAAACCCUAUGAAUGUAAAGAAUGUGGGAAGGCCUUUAGUACUAGCUCCCCCCUUGUUAAACAUCAGAGAAUUCACACAGGUGAGAAACCCUAUGAGUGUAAAGAAUGUGGGAAGGCCUUUACUGUGUAUGGACAACUUACUCGACAUCAGAGUAUUCAUACUGGUGAGAAACCCUUUGAAUGCAAGGAAUGUGGAAAGGCCUUUAGACUUAGUUCAUUUCUUAAUGCACAUCAGCGAGUUCAUGCAGGAGUUAAGCCCUAUGAAUGCAAGGAAUGUGGAAAAGCCUUUAGUCGUGCCUCAUACCUUGUUCAACAUGAAAGGCUUCAUACAGGUGAGAAACCCUAUGAGUGUAAGGAGUGUAGCAAGGCCUUUAGUACUGGUUCAUACCUGGUUCAGCAUCAGAGAAUUCAUACUGGUGAGAAACCCUAUGAAUGUCAGGUAUGUGGAAAGGCUUUUAUUAGUCGCCAUCAACUUACUGUACAUCAGAGGGUUCAUACUGGUGAGAAACCCUAUGAGUGUAAGGAAUGUGGAAAGGCCUUUAGAGUACAUGUACAUCUGACACAACAUCAGAAAAUUCAUAUUGAUGUGAAACCCUAUGAAUGCAAGGAAUGUGGAAAAACUUUUAGUCGUGCCUCAUACCUCGUACAACAUGGGAGAAUCCAUACUGGUGAGAAACCCUAUGAGUGUAAGGAAUGUGGGAAGGCCUUUAGUUCUGGCUCUUACCUCAUUCAGCAUCAAAGAAUUCACACUGGUGAGAAACCUUAUGAAUGUAACAUAUGUGGGAAAGCCUUUACUGUGUAUGGACAACUUAUUGGGCAUCAGAGCGUUCAUACAGGUGAGAAACCCUUUGAAUGUAAGGAAUGUGGAAAGACCUUUAGACUUAAUUCAUUCCUUACUGAACAUCAGAGGAUGCACACUGGUGAGAAACCCUUUAAAUGUAAAAAAUGUGAGAAAGCCUUUAGAUAUAGUUCAGCCCUUAAAGCACAUCACAGAAAUCAUAUGUGUGUAAAAUCCUAAGAAUUUAAGGAAUUUAAGAAGUCCUUUAUGUAUGGCUCUAACAUUGUUCAGCAUCAGAGAAUUCAUGCUGGUGAGAAACUUAAAUAUAAAAUAUGUUGGUAGGCCUCUAGAAAAUAUUCUCAUCUUUCUUUUAUUAGAGAAUUCAUGAUGGGAAUUCCCUGGUGGUCCAGUGGUUAGGACUCUGUGCUUUCACUGUGAAGGCAUGGGUUUGAUCCCUGGUUGGGGAACUAAGAUCCCACAAGCCACGUGGUGCGGCCAAAAAAGAAAAAGAGAAUCCAUAAUGUAAUUCAGAAAACAUAAAAAAGCCUUCAUUUGUCAUUCCUGUGUUUACAUUAUCAGAAUAUCAUCACCAUACUGGUGGCCAAUUCAGAAAA